AUGUCUCACGAAGCGGAUAGAGAAUUAGCCAGAUUAUGGAGAGUAUCAAGGACGGUCCACGAGAUGGUCAGAGAUAGGGGAUACUUGGUAGCGGACUACGAAGUGGAUGUACCAUUUGAGCAAUUCAAGAAUGAUUUCGGAGCGACUGGAUCAGUAGAUCGAGGACCAAUGAGUUUCUCGGUGAAGCAUGCCGAAGAUGAAGGGACUUUAUAUGUGUAUUUCUGCGCGGAGAAGAAUGUCAGUAAGGCAGCUAUGAAGACAUUCAUAACUUCGAUGGACAAGAUAGGCGCCAAGAGGGGAAUAAUCAUCUGGUCGGAGAAAAUGUCUCCUGCAGCCAAGAAGACACUUCAAGAACUGGCAUCAGAAUAUCAUUUAGAAGAUUUCCAAGAAUCCGAUUUACUAGUUAACAUAACUCGACAUUUCUUGGUUCCUAAACAUCAGAUUAUGAGGAAAGAGGAGAAAGAUCAGUUGAUUAAGAAAUACCGUCUGAAAGAGACUCAGUUACCUCGAAUAAUGAUAACGGAUCCCGUAGCUCGAUAUUACGGUAUGAAGAGAGGUCAGGUGAUGAGGAUUGAGAGAGCGUCAGAGACUGCUGGGCGAUAUAUCACAUAUCGAAUCUGCAUGUGA
Kwoniella botswanensis is the source of this 627-nucleotide messenger RNA. RefSeq lists its product as uncharacterized. Bases 1 to 627 code for a protein of 208 amino acids. Lineage: Eukaryota; Fungi; Basidiomycota; Tremellomycetes; Tremellales; Cryptococcaceae. The transcript has 7 exons. Gene Ontology annotation, cellular component: RNA polymerase III complex; RNA polymerase II, core complex; RNA polymerase I complex. Gene Ontology annotation, biological process: DNA-templated transcription. Gene Ontology annotation, molecular function: DNA binding. The record is from RefSeq and is a predicted model, not a curated record.